AUGGCGGUGUUUCCAAAAUCAUUCCCUCCGGGAAAAUGUCAAAUUCUGUAUGCCAAAUCAAAGGUGUAUAUCCAUCUAACAUCAUCGAAAAAAGAUAAUGUUGUUGGCUAUCUUGUGAUCGUGAAGCCGUUUGCUGAUUCAACAAACACAGAUUUUAUUGUUGCUUUUAUUCCAGAGACGGAUGUCAGUGCUGAUGAUCAACAACCGUUGGAUUAUUUUGACCUUUAUGGAUUGGAUGGUGAAAGAUAUGAUUUUUACAGCAGUAAUCAAAGCAGCCAGUCACAGCUGUCUAGAGCUGGUGAACAGGAUAAGGAUAAGGAUAAACCAAAGAUUGCCAAAUUUAUCAACAGGCCAAAAACAACAUCAAUGACAUCGUUUGCAUUUGGAAUGCCGAUAUCGAAUCUAUACAGCAUUCAGGUGAGGCCUAAGACGACUACUCUUUGGGAAGGAUCGGUUGUGUUUCAUCCAAAAGAUGUGCUAGAGAAAGUUCCAGCACUAUUCUUUCAUGAUGACGAAAGUCCAGGGACAAAAAGAGAGCAGAAACUAAGAAAUAAGCAGUUCACUCCAUUUGCGGAAAAUUCAAAAGGUGAUCUUUACUGGGGAGGAGAUCGUUUCAUCAGCUGCUUGAAGAACUAUUGUGUUCUGGAAGAGUCCACUUUGGAAAAGGGCAUGUACAUGGUCAAUCCGAGUAAAGAAGACAUGAUCAAUUUUAUCCCUAACGUUUUGGACGACAAAGAUUUACUUAAAAGAGCGAAAAACGGUGAGCCUGUUUCAGUUUCCGAUUCGAUUAACUCAGUUGGCCGAGCUGUUGGUGACUUUAUUACAAACGCCAAGUGGAAAAUGCUUACUGGUCUUGCUUCAGUCACAACAUUUGCCAAAAAGCAAUUGAAUGACAUAUCGGAGAAUCAAAGCAUUCCAAAUCCAGUUCGGAAGAUGUUUGUACAGCCUCAGGUUCAAGCAAUAAAUGAAGAUUUCGACAGUGCGAAUAUUUAUCUUGCCAAGUGGGCCUUGGCUGUUCAGGAGGAAGCUGAUAAGUCAAGAAAAAAAAUUGUGGGAAAUGACUAUUAUAAGCAUUUGGUGGAAACACAGUUGGGAAGCGGAACUGUUCAGCUAACUCCUCAGGAAGUUUCUCAUGCGAGGCGUCUCAAGCCAAUCAGUAAAGUCGAAUGGAACUCGAAGUUUGACUCAUACGGGAUGCUCCAAAUAACUGUACGAGAGGUGCUGGAUCGAAUAUUUCAUGGAGGUGUUGAUCCUCAGGUGAGAAAUGAGGCCUGGCUAUUUUUGCUAAAUGUUUAUCCAUGGGAUACAUCUACAGAUGAGAGAAAGCAGCUAAAAGGAACUUUUUACGACAGUUAUAUUGAGUACAAAAAUAGUUGGAAGGGAAAUUUAUCCAAGCAGAAAGAUGAUGAGCACUGGAAAGACCAAAAAGCGAGAAUCGAGAAGGAUGUCAGGAGGACAGACAGAGAAUUGGAAAUAUAUGGAGGAAAUGCUAAUGUGAGUGAAGAAGAAAACGAGGAAACGGAAACCUCUUCCAUGUUCAUCAACGAGCAUCUUUCUGCACUCAGAGAUAUUUUAUUCACUUAUAAUGAGCUCAACAGCCAAUUGGGAUACGUUCAGGGCAUGUCCGAUUUGCUUUCACCUUUAUAUUAUGUCAUUCGUGAUGAGCCACUUACAUUCUGGGCAUUUGCUAGAUUUAUGGAAUUUAUGGAGAGAAACUUUGUUAGCGACUUGAGUGGCAUGAAGGACCAGAUGUUGACACUAAUGGAGUUAGUGCAGUUUAUGAUGCCUGCCUUGUACGAGCAUUUGGAUAAAUGCGACUCGGGAAACUUGUUUUUCUUUUUUCGGAUGCUAUUGGUCUGGUUUAAAAGAGAGCUAUCUUUUGAUGACACCAUGAGACUAUGGGAAGUGCUUUGGACUAACUUCUACUCUUCCCAGUUUGUUUUAUUCUUUUGCUUGGCCAUUCUUGAGAAGAAUUCUAAGAUAAUAAUGUCCACUUUGAACAGAUUUGACGAUAUUCUUAGAUAUAUGAAUGAUUUGAGUGGCACAUUGGAUGUGGAUGACUUGCUAAUACGUGCAGAGCUUUUAUUUCUGAAAUUCAAGCAGAUGGUAGAACUGAUUGAUCGGCGUAAUUCUGGACUUGGAGCAAGUAAUGUCAAUAACAAGCCAAAGGAGAAAACUAUUGUGAGCCCUCAAUUGCGUCUGUUGUUGUCACAGAAGCCGAUUUUGAAAACCGAAGCGGAUGUUGACAGAGGGACAAGUAAAGCUAAACCUUUAGCACAAAGCAAAGGACAGUUUACUGAAGUGGAUAAGACUAUUCCCGAGGUAGAUAAGGCUAUUCAUGAAGAUAAUAAGACAGAUAAUAAAGGUGCUCCUGAAAUUGAUGAUCACCAAGCUGAGGAUACAGGAAAUCCGGAACAGAAGGAAACAGGCAAAUCAAUCCCUAAAAAUGAUAAAAAACCAAUUAAUGCAGCAAAUGAAAUCGACUAA
This is a messenger RNA of Brettanomyces bruxellensis, 2487 nucleotides long. RefSeq lists its product as uncharacterized. Gene Ontology annotation, biological process: activation of GTPase activity. The record is from RefSeq and is a predicted model, not a curated record. The transcript has a single exon. The coding region runs from base 1 to 2487 and encodes 828 amino acids. Gene Ontology annotation, molecular function: GTPase activator activity. Lineage: Eukaryota; Fungi; Ascomycota; Pichiomycetes; Pichiales; Pichiaceae.